AAAUGUUGGGUGGAAUAUGAGUUGAACAACAACAUAAUUUGCCAAUUAUAGCAUGAUCUAGCCAUGUCCAAACGGUUAAGGAAACCUCAAGAAAACAAGGAGCAAGAAACGGUGGAACCCCCAAAAUCACGUUGAAUCACAAGAUCAAGAAACAAACUCAUUGUAACCCUCAGAAAUCGACUUCUAAACUAGGCAUUGCUCUUCCUUAUCAUCUCUCACCAAUACCCUUCAAUACCCAUCUCUUUCCCUCCUCCAACAGGAAGGGUUGGAGACACAAAAGAAGAUCGACACUUCCUUUUGCGAAGCCUUUUCCAUUUUCUGGGGAGUUUGUUCCUUUCAGCUGCCGAAAUGGGACUCAAGUUUUGGGCCAUGUUCCUGCUCUUGUCCUUGGCCGUGGUGGCCGAGUCGUCGCCCUACUCCUUCGGCUUUGUCGGGGCCGGCGACUUGAGCGUGUCGGUGGGCGACUCCAUGGACGCGUUCGACGAGAUGAUGAUGGAUUCCGAGAUCAACAGGCGACAGCUCGUGGGGCGCCGCCGGUACGUCAGCUACGGCGCCCUCGCGAAGAACACCGUCCCGUGCAGCAGGCGCGGCCAUUCCUACUACAACUGCAACAAGAUGAAGAGGGCCAACCCGUACAAGCGCGGCUGCAGCGCCAUCACGCAUUGUAAGAGAAUUACGGGCUAAAACCGAGAGGGAUAACGAUUCACAUGAAAGAGAGAAAUGUGAAGGGUUUAAUUGUUUGCUUUGCUUAAUGACAUUGAUUUCCUCCAUAAGCUUUGUUUCACACUGAUGAUUCUUAAUUCAUUUUCCUGAUUUGUAUGAAA
This is a messenger RNA of Syzygium oleosum, 824 nucleotides long. Its product is annotated as protein RALF-like 19. The record is from RefSeq and is a predicted model, not a curated record. The transcript has a single exon. Lineage: Eukaryota; Viridiplantae; Streptophyta; Magnoliopsida; Myrtales; Myrtaceae. Bases 349 to 684 code for a protein of 111 amino acids.